CCAAAAAAAAAAACAAUGGCAAAUUCCUCAUCAACAUUCUGCUUACUAUUCAUGUUAUCAACUUUCAUCUUCUUUUCUACAGUCACUGCAUUCUCCGAUCACAGCCUCAACUGGGUCCCGACGACCCGUUGUCAAGGCUCGUUAGCAGAGUGCAUGUCCGGAGAUGAAUUUGAGAUGGAUUCUGAGAUCAACAGGCGGAUAUUGGCGACUACUCAGUACAUAAGCUAUGGAGCAUUGCAGAGAAACACAAUACCUUGUUCACAGAGAGGUGCUUCGUACUAUAACUGUCAACCAGGUGCUGAGGCUAACCCCUAUAAUCGCGGUUGCAGUGCCAUAACUCGCUGCCGGAGCUAAGAGGUUGAUGUUAAAGGCUUUUGGUUUGAAAGGUGUGAAGAUUGAUUGUGUUUUGUAAGAUAAACAUACGAGUUUUUGAAAUAAAACAUUGAUGAUUAUUCUAUUUA
This is a messenger RNA of Mercurialis annua (annual mercury), 461 nucleotides long. RefSeq names its product protein RALF-like 33. The coding region runs from base 16 to 354 and encodes 112 amino acids. The record is from RefSeq and is a predicted model, not a curated record. NCBI's taxonomy places the organism in Eukaryota, Viridiplantae, Streptophyta, Magnoliopsida, Malpighiales, Euphorbiaceae. The transcript has a single exon.